This is a messenger RNA of Kickxella alabastrina, 860 nucleotides long. RefSeq lists its product as uncharacterized. The coding region runs from base 177 to 719 and encodes 180 amino acids. The transcript has a single exon. NCBI's taxonomy places the organism in Eukaryota, Fungi, Kickxellomycota, Kickxellomycetes, Kickxellales, Kickxellaceae. The record is from RefSeq and is a predicted model, not a curated record.
AUUACACGCAUUCGCCCGUUCAUUCGCCUGUCUUCAUUUUAUUUAAUAUCUCUAAUUACGUCGUUUCCAAACUCUUCACGUGCACGCAUAUUCCGCUCUGUUCUGCUACGCCAGCCCCGCCAGCCGCAUUGGGAAACCGAUGCAGUUCUUUUUGAAACAGCCACUCAUUCGCUGAAAUGGAAAAUUACAGAAACCAGCCGGAUUCCGAAGAGAAUGCCUGGUCAACCGUCUUGACCGCGCUUCCGACCUCGGGCGCAAACAUGAAUUCGGAAGAGGAGCAAGAGUAUGAGAACGAGAACGAGAAUGAGGAGCCUGCGCCAGCCACAUUGCCGGUGGCGACAGCGCGGAGCAUGUCUUCGAACAACAGCCGGACACCGCAACUAAAGGCUGCCGCGCACAGCCGCGGUCUAACAAGCACGCUCAGCGGACGCAGGCAAAGGCAGGAGCUGCUAUCACAUGACAUACAUCAGCAACACCGCUCGCCAUCAGCCGCGAGCACAGCACCAGACAUGUUUGACUCACAGACGCCGAUCGACGCGCCGCCGGCUUUUGCCACCCGUCGAAACAGCAGUCGCGCUGCGCAGGACUCCCUCGGCAAAACCAACAACAACUGGCGCCCAAAGGGCAGAGCGCGUGGAGUGACAGCUCGCGUCGCACCUCUGGCUACAAAAACACAAGCAUUGGGCCAGAGCCGAUACAGUCUUUGGAAAUGCCGAUGAGGAUGACGACGAUGAAGAUGCGCCGCCGCCAGAGUCGCUUUUGGUUGAAGUCUCGCCACAGAAGCACAGCGAGCCCCCCGCCGCGCCUGUGCGCCGGUACACAUUCUCGCGGGAGCAGGGGAUCAACUGGGCCAACGCGCA